UGGAACAUUGCAUGAGGUGUAUUUCAUCACAUUCAAACAGUCAACCCUCUCUCUCUCUGUGUGAGAAUACUUGAGAUGACAAAUGAUGGCGCAGCGGCAAUCGAGUCACAUCUGCAGCUCUUGCUUGAUGAUAUCAUUUACAGGAAACUUUUCACGGUGAAGAUGAAUUUCACCAGCUGUGCGAGCGCGUAAACUCACUUCAGGCUCAAUACAGCUACAGUCGACAGGAUCGUUUCCAUGGUUACCCAUCAAUUGUUCCAUAAUAACAUUAUAUUGAGAUGUAAAUCGAGUGAUCUGAGAUAGUGACACUUCUGUAUCUGCUCUCAAACAGAAUAGAAAGUUGUUUUUUUUGUAUUAAACAGCUGUAUAUUACAAUGUAAGCACUUUAUGUUGGUGGGAAUAAUGAGGACAGCAACGUGUGGAUAUAAGUAGAAUAAAUUCAAUAUAUACAGAACAUCUAAUAUAUCCAACAAAUGAAUGUACGUAAUUAGACAUGAUUAGUUCGCUUGCUGUUUAUCUCGGCACGUACAGUAUAACCUACGUAAAUGUGGUUUCCGAGGAAACUAAAGGUUACCAUGUUCGUGUAUGAGGCUACACCCAGUAGAGGAAGCAGGAAACUAUGCUGUGGCAGCCGUUUGUUGAUCUAAACCGUUUCCUGCUCGCUGAUGAAAUAAAGCAGAAAAAAACAAAAAAACUCAACGUUCGCAGGUCAAAACAGUGUCACAUGGAUCGAUGACUUUGUUUGGAUUAACAUCAGAGACAAAUUACAUGAUAGAGAUGGUCAAUAGAUGGUGUAAAAUAUCUGAGAUUAGAUGGGACUGUGUGGAGAAGUGCGUGUUGUCUUUUCUGAAGUCAACCUCUAUGCCGAUGACAGGAAGCUGUUUGUGAAUGUGCUGUUACAUUACGGACAAAUAGGACAAAAGUCUUUGUGUGAUCUUGUUUGUCGUCACAAAUGACAGACGUGUAAAAGGAGUCAGAUAAGAUCCAGCCAUGGGACAGUUCACAUCCAAACGUGACAGGAUGGGCUCAGGCAAUCGCCCACAGGUUCAUUUCUCCUUCAACGAGGGCGGACCUCCAAACAACCUGGACUUCAGCAGAAGACGGGACAGUGACUUCCCGAUUCCUCCACCCAUUUCUGUCAUGAACGUGGAGCCAAGUGAAUUGGAGCGCCGGGGCUCGAGGGCGGAGUUGCGCAGAUCUUCUAUCUACAGCACUUUAGACCUGGUGCCACAGCUGGAGUAUUAUGCUAGCACGCUGCCGCGCCAGCAGCGAAGAAGUCGACCUUCUCUGGACGCUCUCCGCAAGACAUUUGAUGAGGUGGAAGCAGGCAGAGCAAACGCCACCACGGACUCAGGGAGCAGUCUGCCAGACAGUGGAAACGUAUCACAGGGUCACCAGGGGAAAGCUCCCGUUCAGUUUGGCUGGGUGAUCGGGGUCAUGCUUCGUUGCAUGUUGAAUAUGUGGGGGGUCAUCCUGCUUCUCCGGCUGUCGUGGAUCACGUCCCAGGCUGGAAUCUUAUUGACCUGGCUGAUUAUCCUCUUGUCUAUGAUGGUGACCUCAGUAACAGCUCUCUCCAUCUCUGCCAUAGCCACCAACGGGAGAGUGACCUCAGGUGGAACCUACGUCAUGAUCUCACGCUCUCUGGGUCCUGAAAUUGGCGGCCCGGUUGGGAUGAUCUUCUCAUUCGCCAACACUCUGGCUUGUGCUCUCAGCACAGUUGGAUUUGCAGAGGUGGUCAGUGAAUUAAUGCAGGAGUUUGGUGUCACAAUAGUCGACCCCACCAAUGACGUGCGAAUUGUGGGUGUUAUCACUGUGACUGCUCUUCUGCUCAUUUCAUUUGCUGGAAUAAAGUGGGAUUCUAAGACAUAUAUUUUGGCUUUUAUGUUUGUAUAUAUAGUCUCUUUUUCCAACUACUUUGUGGGCACAUUCAUUCCACCCAGUCCAGAGAAACAGGCCCAGGGCAUCUUUGGUUAUCGCAGUGAAGUCUUCAUAUCAAACCUGAAACCAGACUGGCGGGGACCUGAAGGCACCUUCUUCCAGAUGUUUGCCAUUUUCUUCCCCUCCACCAUUGGCAUCCUGUGUGGAGCAAACAUCUGUGAAAACCUCAAAGACUCUAGUACUGCCAUCCCCAAAGGCAGCCUCAUGGCCAUUUUCUGGACCACAAUCAGCUACUUAGCUAUUUCUGCAACUGCAGGGUCAUUUGUCAUACGAGAUGCUUCCGGGAAUAUCAGUGAUAUUCUGCCUGGAAACAACACCGAUGUCUGCGUGGAUCUGGGAUGUAACCUGGGAUGGAACUUUACGGCGUGCAUCGAGUCGCAGUCUUGUAAAUAUGGUCUGGCCAACAGUUUAAAGGUACUGGGGCAAGCGUCAGGUUUCUCCUACCUCGGCACAGCCGGUAUCUUUGUGGCCAGUUUGUCGUCUGCCCUUGGCUUUUUUGUCUCAGCGCCUAAAAUCUUUCAGCAUCUGUGCAGAGACAACUUAUACCCAUACAUUGGAUUCUUUGCUAAGGGUUAUGGGAAAAAUGACAAGCCACUUCGCGCCUACAUCCUUUGCUACUUUGUUGCCAUGGCGUUCAUACUCAUUGCUGAGCUGAACACGAUCGCCGUCUUGAUCUCUAACUUCUUCCUGUGUUCGUACUGCCUCAUCAACUUCAGCUGCUUUCACGCUUCAAUCACCAACUCACCUGGUUGGAGGCCAUCAUUUCACUAUUACACAAAGUGGACGGCCUUGUUUGGGGCAGUGAGCUCUGUGGUGCUGAUGUUCCUGUUCACUUGGUGGGCUGCUCUCACCACCGCCUGUGUUAUCUUCUUCCUGUUUGGAUACGUCAACUACAACAAGCCAAAGGUGAACUGGGGCUCGUCGGUCCAGGCAAGUAUAUACAACAUGGCCUUGUCCUACUCUGUCUCUCUCUCUGAUGUGGAGGAUCAUGUCAAGAACUUCAGACCGCAGUGUCUCGUCAUGACUGGUCCACCAAACCAGCGACCGGCUCUGGUGGACUUUGUCAGCUCCUUCACCAAGAACAUGAGCCUCAUGAUCUGUGGUGACAUCAUCAUGGAGCAGGACAGACAUACUCGGCUGCCAGAUGCCACUGAGUGGCUGGUGAAGUGGUUGAACAGGAGGAGGGUGCGCUCGUUUUAUACUCCUUUCAGUGCGGACGGCCUCAGAGUUGGCGCUCGACAACUAAUGCAGGCUUCAGGUCUUGGCAAAUUAAAGCCGAACACUCUGGUCCUGGGCUUCAAGACAAACUGGAGGGAAAGUUCUCCAGAAAGCAUCGAAGAUUAUACCAACACAAUAUAUGACACCUUCGACUCCAGUCACUGCUUAUGUGUCUUGAGGAUGAUGGACGGCCUGGAUAUCUCCGAUCCUUUUGACUUUGAAGUGAACCACGGCUUUGAACCCGACAGCAUUGUGACAGACGACAAACACCAACUUCCAGAAUCAGUCGACAACAUUCCCACUCAAGGUGACGGUGACCAGGUCAGGACAGUGUUUCAGAACGACCAGGGGAAGAAGACCAUUGACGUCUACUGGGUAGCUGACGAUGGGGGUCUGACCCUGCUCGUGCCGCACCUGCUCACCAGGAGAAAACGCUGGCGCCACAGCAAAGUCAGGGUCUUCAUCUUGGGAGACGAGCACAACAUGGAGGAAGGACGCAACAAGAUGAUCGCUCUGCUGAAGAGGUUCCGCCUGGACUUUGAUGACGUCAUCGUCCUAACAGACAGCGAGAGGAACCCACAUGCGAAAAACCUGAGCAGGUUUAUGGACAAUGUCGCCCCCUUCCGGCUGCAUGAUGAACAACAGGAAGACGUCUCGAUCGAUGAGCUGAGACAAAGAGAGCCGUGGAAAAUGUCCGACAAGGAGUUUGAGGCCUUCCAGCUGAGGUCCGAGAGGAAAGUGAGGCUGAAUGAAAUCAUCCGCAGGAAUUCACAACACGCUGCACUCGUGCUUGUGAGCCUUCCCGUACCACAGUGUGGCUGCCCCAGUGCUCUGUACAUGGCCUGGCUGGACACUCUGACCUGCGGCCUCCACUGUCCCGCAGUGCUGAUACGAGGAAACCAGCAGAACGUCCUCACUUUCUACUGCCAGUAAAAAAAAAAAUAUUUGAGGGUGCAUUCACACCCAAUAAAAGUUCAGCUGAGGGAAAAUUCAUUUUUCAGCUGGUUCGGUUCAAAUCUCAAACACUAUAAAGUCAUGUGACCGCUCGGUCAAAGGUCAGACACAUAGACAUGUAGUAAAAACUCAAAUCCCUCUGGAUGUUUAUGUUAAGGAGCAUUGGCAGGUUUAUGUUUAUCUGCUCUGGUGAUGAGCAGCGCCCUGAAGGCCGGUCCGAACCCUCAUCCAUGUUUCCCAUUGAAGAGGAGAGAAGCCGCCUCGCCUUGGAAACGCGCUGGUUUACCAGCAGAGGAGGACAAGCUGAGUUCCGUCUAUCACGGUCCUCCCUUCUCAUCACUUACAGACGUGGAUGAGAAAGAACUAUGAGGCGUCAGCCAUAAAUACUAAGCUUCCAGUGAAAGGUGCGGAUUCAGAGUUCACUUGCAAGCGGCCUGAGACCUCUUCUUUCAACCAGACCAGACUUCGGUUGUCUGAUCCGCAUCAGAAGUCUCGGACUACAUUCAAAGAAGUCUUACUAAGGAGGAAAAAGCACCAGGUUUUGAUGACAUGAAGUUCAAACAUUGGCCUGGAAGGACUAGAUACACAGUUGAACCACAUAUGUAUGGUGUCCCACAAGGCUCUGUACUUGAUCCCCUUUGUUUUGAGAAACGACGUUGUGUUUUUGUGAGAUGAAUGCAAUAUAUUGACGUUGAUAUUUGCAUUAUUGUAAUUAAAAAGGAUUGUUAAUGUAAAUGGGAUUUAAAUAGUUAAGUCCAUAUUCCAUUUUGGUGUUUAUCAACCCCUUCAUUGGACAUUUAGAGGUUAAUGCACAUCAGUCAUGGUGAUUAAUGCUAAGAAAUGUAACUUAGAUGAUAUAAAAAAAAAAUGUCAGAGCCUAUUUUUUUAUUUGUAUAUGCAAGAAAAUAUUCAUGAGAACUCACUCUACUGUAAACCCAAUUUGACGCAAAUUUAAUUGACAUAAUGUACAUUAUCUGAAUAAAUGUACUUUGUUAUUUUUUAUGUCUUGGAUAUAAAAGUAGUUAAAGUGGUUAAAUAUUCACACUCAAACGAAUAAAGUAUUUUUAUUAUGUUUUAUUUUCUCAUAAAACUAAAGGUCCAUAUAAUAAAUGUAUAGAUAUUCACGAAAACCAUGUCUGAAAUCCUGCUCCAAA
Molecule: messenger RNA, 5264 nt
Organism: Solea senegalensis (Senegalese sole)
Lineage: Eukaryota; Metazoa; Chordata; Actinopteri; Pleuronectiformes; Soleidae
Gene: slc12a10.1
Product: solute carrier family 12 member 10, tandem duplicate 1
Exons: 28
Coding region: 991-4089 (1032 amino acids)
Biological process (GO): sodium ion transmembrane transport; chloride transmembrane transport; potassium ion homeostasis
Cellular component (GO): membrane
Molecular function (GO): sodium:potassium:chloride symporter activity
Source: RefSeq, a predicted model, not a curated record